UUUUGCUAGAUGCGGGUGGCAUGGGCUUGAAGGAGAAAACAUUUCUGCAGCCAACCAUCGUUUAUGAUUCUGUUGCUCUGCACUAGCUUUCACCACGCGAGCGAGUCAUUGGCUAUCCCGCUGGACGGUAUCGUCAAUGCUACCUGGCUUCUUGCGAUACCAUUGCCAAGUCUUUAGUUUAAUACAUGUCGUACGUUUUGUUUCUUGCUGCAGGUUACUGCGUCCUCUUUUGUCAAGCUGAUUUGUUGUUCUUUUCUUUUGAUGUCUUGACAAAGUUACCGCCCAAGCAAGACGCUUGUUGUGUUUGUAUGCAGGAUGGACUCGCACCACACGCGCAGCGUCUGCCAUCUCUGUCUCCGCACACUAUCGAUGGUGUGUUUUGUGCCAAAUAUUGGCAUGAUCUAGCAAUCUGGCUCGAUCGGCAGCCUUUGCUCUUCCAAGCCACCGUUCUUUUCAAGCAAUCAUGGCUCCGGACUAUCUUGAGAAAACACAAGUAUGUUCAAUCAAUAUGUGGCAUGUUUGCAAAUGAUUGCAGGUACUCUAAUUUGACGGCUCUACGUUGAGUGCAAACAGAGGGAAGCAGGCCUCAAGAGUGGAUUACCGCGCCAUUGGAACAGUAGCAACAAAACUCCAAGCAAGGCAUGAGUUGCAGUAGCGUGUCGCGAGGUUCAGAGAGCGAUGCGCCGACAAAGCGUUCAGCGCCCAUGCUCAGUCUUGGUAUACAGACUGGC
This is a messenger RNA of Protomyces lactucae-debilis, 731 nucleotides long. RefSeq lists its product as uncharacterized. The record is from RefSeq and is a predicted model, not a curated record. Lineage: Eukaryota; Fungi; Ascomycota; Taphrinomycetes; Taphrinales; Protomycetaceae. The transcript has a single exon. Bases 186 to 563 code for a protein of 125 amino acids.